GCCAUGUAUACACGGGUCUUUGGAUGAUAGGAAAUUUUAAAUAAAAAAAAAUAUUUUGAAAAGAAUGUCUAAGGAUAUCUGGAGAUCUCAAGGUUUGCGAGCGAUUGUUUCUAUAAGCAGUGCAAUUGCUAUCAGCUAUUAUAUAUAUUUAAACCAUGUCAUGGAAUUCAGCGAUCGGGUCAAGAAGGAAAAUGGAGAGGAACAUGUGGUGUUGAAUAGAACAAAUGUAACACAUAUAAUUCUUUGGUGGAAUCAGCCAAUAUGGGUUGCACCCUUUGAAAAGAAAUGUGGUAACUGUAUUACUUCAACGAACAGAGGCGAUUUCAAUAAAAGCUCUGCAGUGGUGUUUUCCUUAGCGGAUGGUAACAUGGGUACUAAACCACCAAUAGAAAACAUUAAGAGAAACCAAAAUCAAAUAUGGGUAGCUUUUUCAUUAGAGACAAAUGUGCAAAACUCGUGGAUCAGAGAUUACAAAAAUAAACAUUGGAAAUAUGUGUUCAAUUGGACAUGGAACUAUAGACCUUCUGCUGAUAUAUUUAUGCCGUAUGGAAGGGUAUCAGAAAGAUUAAAGCCAUUGUCAAAGAACUACUCCAUGAUAUUUCAACGUAAGAACAAAUUUGCAGCAUGGGCCGUCAGUCACUGUAAUGCACACAGUUUAAGAGACAAAUUUGUGAAAAAAAUGAAUAUGUGUUUGCAAAAACAAAGUAUCGACAUAUUUGGAAAAUGUGGACCUUUAAGGAUUUCAAAGAGUAGACUCCCUACUUUAUUAAACAAUGAUUAUAAGUUUUAUUUAGCGUUUGAAAAUGCUUUUUGUGAUGAUUAUGUUACAGAAAAGAUAUUUGCCAACUAUAACAAUGACAUUAUUAUUGUGGUUCGCGGAAAAGCAAACUAUACUAAUAUAUUUCCAAAAGGCUCGUUCAUCAACACAAAGGACUUCAGAACCAUAAGCGAUUUAGUUAGGUUUUUGAAUGAAGUGUCGGAAAAUGAAACCUUGUAUUCGAAUUAUUUAAUACAGAAAGACAAAUUUCAAGCAUGGGGCAAACUAAAGGAGCAAUAUAAGCAGUCAAUAUGUGAUAUUUGCCGAAACUUGAAUGAUCCCUAUCUUAAAAAGAAGACAAUUUUUGACGCAGAAGAGGAACUUGGACAGUGCAUCAAACCAAAUGAUAUUUAGUAUGACCGAGUAUUUCAUUCUGAUCGAACAGUUCACACUCCACUCAAAUGCCCUUCUUCUUGAUUUCACCAUGAACAUGUCAAACAUUUCAAUACACACAAUUUAUAUUUUGAUCUUCUUUUUGUCAUAAAACAAUGCGGUAUUGUACAAUAUGUGUGUUAGUUUAUGUCUACACACAAGUUAAGUUAUGUUCUCGAAGACGAUGUGAAGAAACUAUAUAAUAUAGUAGUCGCUACUUUUUUAUUAUUUUUGAAUAUUUUUUUAGUUGCUACUUUUUUAUUAUUUUUGAAUAUUUUUUUAGCUCCAAUAUUUACAUAAAAAACAACAGGAAAAAAUACAGAGGUCGUAAGUUUAAACAAAAAACCCGUUUAAUGGCACAGCGUAAGACAUAGACUACAAAAAUAUUUAAAAACCAAAUACAUGAAUCACAAGCACAAAAAUCAUCAAACAAAAUCAAGGAUAUAUGCACAAACUGUUCUCGUUUAGACAUUCAUCAGACCGAGUGGUAUACAUUAUUAAACUACUUACUUGUUUUAUUUGUGUUAAAUAUAUGAUUGUUUUUGAUAAGACAAAUAAAAAAUAUCGUGAUA
Messenger RNA from Mya arenaria, 1761 nucleotides. Its product is annotated as alpha-(1,3)-fucosyltransferase C-like. The record is from RefSeq and is a predicted model, not a curated record. Gene Ontology annotation, molecular function: alpha-(1->3)-fucosyltransferase activity. The coding region runs from base 65 to 1171 and encodes 368 amino acids. The transcript is spliced from 2 exons. Gene Ontology annotation, cellular component: membrane. Lineage: Eukaryota; Metazoa; Mollusca; Bivalvia; Myida; Myidae.